Messenger RNA from Phytophthora nicotianae INRA-310, 405 nucleotides. RefSeq lists its product as hypothetical. The record is from RefSeq and is a predicted model, not a curated record. The transcript has a single exon. Bases 1 to 405 code for a protein of 134 amino acids. Lineage: Eukaryota; Oomycota; Peronosporomycetes; Peronosporales; Peronosporaceae.
AUGUGCUAUGAAGAUUCUCCUAGAGCUUCAGGAGCAACGCGGAAAGGGGAAAACGGGCGUAUAUCGUCCGAGUUGUAUUUUAUGGUGCGACGGUUUGAGCACCGCUGGAAAGAUCACGUCACAGAAUGCAAGGCUGCGGCAGAUCUGGCAAAGUUGGCUGAAGAUAGCGCAGAGAUAUAUCUCGCUCAGGUGGACCAAGUUUGGAUCGAGGAACAACUACAAAGUACGGCUUCAGAAAUCACAAAGCUUCAUUUCAUGAAUUUGAGCUUAAAAAAUGAUUUGAGAGCUAUUCGUGAGCGGGAGAGCGAUCUAAAGGCAACAUUUGAAAAUCUAAAGCACGAUGUAGCCGAGAUGACCCAACUUCUUCACGGUUCAGGUAUCCCGCGACGUCGCCGUUUUGAGUAG